GCACAAAGACCAGUGUGUGUGUGUGUGUGUGUGUGUGUGUGUGUGUGUGUGUGCAGUGUGCAGUCUCCUCCACGCUGUGAGUGCGCAGCGCCUUGCACAGAUCUCGCUCCGGUGUUGGAACACGAACGCCUCCCCACACCGCUGGAGCCUGCGGACCUUUUCCUGCAGUUUUUUUCUCUCCUCGUCACCCCCUCGCCUUUCCCCCCGCCGUGGCUUUUUUUUUGUUUCCAGCUGAUAGUCCGAGCCCGAACACCGUCGGGACCUGCGAAGAGAGAAGCUGCGGGAGUGGUUCUGGAAAAGUGCAGCCACCAUGAGCACGGGAGCGGUCAACCUCGAUACCUACAGCCUGUCGCUGCUCACGGCCAAGGAGGACAUCCUCAACCCCCGCUCCUCCGCCAACUGGGCAUUAUUUGCAUAUGAUGGAGUGACCAACAAGCUCAAACUGGCUGACUCGGGAGCGGGUGGUGUGGCAGAGCUGGCGGGGAAGUUUCACUUAUCCAAGCCGCAGUAUGGUUUGUGCAAGGUAGGGAGCGGGGAGACGGGAGGCCUUCGGAUUGCGCUGAUCAACUGGGUCGGACAAAAUGUCGCUGACUACCGAAGGACAGAAUGUGCCGGCCACAUUCCAGCCAUCCGGAACUUCUUCAAGGAAGCGCAUGUGUUCGUUAGCGCAGAGAAGGUGGAGGACGUGACGGAGGAGACGAUAAGAGCGGAGCUCGGCAAGGCACAUGCCCAGGCUCCUGCACAGUGGGCGAGGAGGAGCUCCAGGUCCGCCGACAAGGAGGAGAUAGUGGGUACAAACUACAGAAAAACGAAUGCUGCAAUGGAGAUGAGACGCAUAAACCGGGACUCCUUCUGGGCACGUGCAGAGCGCGAAGAGGAAGAGAGGAAAGACGAGGAGAAGAGACGGGCCCUCGAGGAGAGACGGCGCCUCGAAAAAGAAAGAGUCCUGAAGGAGAGAAGGGACGCAGAAGAGAGAGACAGGAAGAUGAACGAGAAACUGCAGAUGAUCGAAGAGCAGAGAAGAAAACAGGCAGAGCAAGAAGAGGAGCUGCGCAGGAAGGAGAAGUCGAAAUGGGAGCAGCAGAAGAGGGAGCAUGAGGAGGACAUGAGGGCUCGUCUCAGAAGGAGUGAGUCCAUAGAGAAAGCAGCGGAGGCAGCAGUGCUAGUGUCCCAACGAUCCAUGAACCCCCGGGAGUUCUUCAGACAGCUGUCGUCGUCGUCAUCACAAAGCCCCACCAGCCCUGGAUCCUCCCGCACCGGCAAACCACUCAGGCGAUACCAGCGCAGCCUGACGGACACCGCGUUUAUUUUCUCAAAGGCAGAGGAGAGCGCCGCAUCCUCCCCUCGCAGUUCCCCGCUGGUCUCACCCUUUUCCCGGUUUCCUCCCUCACCCGUCCACCACACCACGUCUCCCCCCAGAAGCCCUGAUUUCCGCCCUGUCACCUCUCCGCAAAGGCCCAGAGCCCCCAUGUCACCGCCCAUGUCGCCUCUUCGCCCUGCCCCUCCACUCUCAGCCCUGCCCAGUGUGCCACAAACGAACAACCAGGUUCAGGCCGCCGUUGAGCCCAGAGCUCCAUCCCCUACAGAACCCUCUGCGCCCCCGGCCUCCCCUAGCCUCUUGGCCUCCUUGUCCCCCAGUUCAGUUAAAAACAACCCCACUCAGCCACGUCCAGAGGCCCUGCCUGCCUCACCCCCAAAUACCCCAACCCAGCCAGAGGACGCCACUUUCAACUUUGAGCCUGGUCUGCUUCCACAGGCUCCAACUUCUCCUCUUCCUGAGGGACCACAGCCAAACACAGACCUCCACACAGCCUCUCAUGUGUACACUGAGCUGGUCUCAGACACUGGAUACAAAGUACAGGCUGUACUGGUGGAGGAGGACGAGGAAGAGGAGGCUGAAACACAACCCCAGCCUGGUGCUGUUACCACAGAACCCGUCCAGACUGAAGUAGAAGAGCAGGAGCCGGAGGAGGAGGUGGGAAUGGGAAAGCAAGAGGAGGAGGAGGAGGAGGAGGACGAGGAGGAGGAGGUGGAGGAGGAGGUGGUGGAGGAGGAGGAGGAGGAGGAAGAAGGAGAAGAGGAGGGUUUGAAACAAGGAGCUGGGUCUGCAUCUCACGAGGAGCCAGUGGAGGUGGUGCAGGAGGAAGAUGAGGCGCAAGCUGAUGGAGAGGAGGAUGACCAAUCAGAGGACAGUCAGGCCCCGGCCGAGCCUUCAGAGAAAGAACAAGAGUCAGCAGUCACAGAUGCGGAGCCAGUUUGUCAAGAAAUCCAACACGAGAGUGUCGUCCUGUCAACCAACGGGAUUACAAACGGAGUGGACACGCAGAAACAGAAUGGCAUAGGGCGAUCUUUGAGUCCGUCUGACACGGAGCUCAGCUCCCCGGAGCUGGUGGUGUGCUACGAUCAUCACGGCACGGCAGAGGAGGAUGAUGUCACCAAGCAUAAGGAACGGGAGAUCUCAGAAAACGGACUAGAGGUCCUAACCGAGCGACAAAUGUGCGUCAGAGCUCUGUAUGACUACCAAGCAGAGGACGAAUCGGAGAUCUCCUUUGAACCCGGUGACAUCAUCAGGGACGUGGAAACGGUUGACAAAGCCUGGUGGCGGGGUUGGAGCAAAGAUGGCCGCCAAGGCCUGUUCCCUGCCAAUUAUGUGGAGACCAUAUAGACCGAUGGAGACACACACACACACACGCACACACGCACACGCACGCACACACACACGCACACACACACACACACACACACACUCAGGGACACCAUCUCCCCUCACAUUAAUGCAUGUUUUCACCUUAAUCAUCCCAUUUACACUUUGUACUCUCUAUUCUGUAGAAGGGAUAAAGUUUUAAUGUUUUUAAGAAAACGAAGUAUGCAGAAACUAGCCAGCCUGAUUUUCUCGGAUAAACUAGCAGACUUUUUUUUUCUUUCUUCCUUGGACCAAAAUAACUUAUUUCCUUUGAGAUACAUUAGGAAUGUUGGUGGGAGGGAUCACAUCAUCAUGACAAAUGAUCACAAACUUGCUUUUCUUGUAAGCAACACAAACAGAUUUUUAUAGUGUAUCGUCCUCUUUUCGAUCCACACGUAUAAACAAGCGUUCCUUUCUGCUCACCGUUUGCUUUGUGUUACACUGCUAAAAAGAUUUACUGCUCUCGACUGGCAUACAAGCUACAUAAUCAUGACUUGUGUAUCAGAUGUCGCGUUAUAAUCAUCUCCCGCAGUUAUUUUGUCUGUAUUUGUUACUGACAGUCUCACAGCACAUGUUAAUUACCAGAGCAGCAGUCAUAACAAAAGAUCAACAUGUAAAGGAAAAAGGCACUGUAUUGACACCUGUAUUUUUCUAUUACUUUUGCAUGGGCUUCAUUUGAUUGGUAUGGUCAUGUCCUUCUAUACAUUUUGUGAUUGUCUCUCGUCCUAAUUCUUCUCAGAUUUUAAGAGAUUGUGUCCAUACACAGAUGGUAUGAAACAUAAUCUUUCCAGUUUAAAUCACCUGUCACAUCGUAAUACUCCACACUGUAUAUAAGAAUGUAUAAAAAAACAAAAACAUCAAAGAGCUCCUUUUGUUCAAUCUCUUUCUAUACUUGGCUUGUAUGUUUGUAUGUUGUUUGCUUGUAUGAUUGUAUGACCUUUGUAUUUACUCUAAACUUACAAAUAUAUAUCGCUUUUACAAACUCCA
This is a messenger RNA of Scophthalmus maximus (turbot), 3670 nucleotides long. RefSeq names its product drebrin-like protein A. The coding region runs from base 311 to 2665 and encodes 784 amino acids. The record is from RefSeq and is a predicted model, not a curated record. The transcript is spliced from 16 exons. Gene Ontology annotation, cellular component: plasma membrane; postsynaptic membrane; site of polarized growth. Lineage: Eukaryota; Metazoa; Chordata; Actinopteri; Pleuronectiformes; Scophthalmidae. Gene Ontology annotation, biological process: positive regulation of dendritic spine morphogenesis; regulation of actin filament polymerization; positive regulation of axon extension. Gene Ontology annotation, molecular function: actin filament binding.